Molecule: messenger RNA, 2591 nt
Organism: Vollenhovia emeryi
Lineage: Eukaryota; Metazoa; Arthropoda; Insecta; Hymenoptera; Formicidae
Product: limulus clotting factor C-like
Exons: 9
Coding region: 57-2234 (725 amino acids)
Biological process (GO): proteolysis
Molecular function (GO): protein binding; serine-type endopeptidase activity
Source: RefSeq, a predicted model, not a curated record
UGGACCUCACGCGUGACUCACGGUCAGUUCCUCGCCGACUAUGAGCGGCGAAAGCCAUGCCAGUUACAAACGCACGCGUUGCAUUCUCGGUGGCUCUGUCGUUGCUCGCCUUACUACCGUCGCUGUCUCUACAGGAUCGCUCGAGGACUUCGGACGGUUUUCCCGGUCAAUAUGAGACAAUCGUCAGUGACCCACCAGGCCGCUCCAAGUGGAACGAGAACAAUGAUUUUUCCGGACCAUCGAUUAAUAAUAAAUGGGAGGAUGGUGGCAGAGGGCCGGCAGGUGGUAGCGGUACUUCCAGAUUAACGGGUGGCAGUUCUUCAGGAUUAAACGAUAACCGUCCGCCGAGCUGGAACAAAGUGGGCACGGAAAGUUCAUCCGACAACUAUCCACGUAACUAUCCAAAUAACGAUGGAACCACCCGAAGAUCUUCGGAAUCAAGGACCACUCAAAGAUCUCCCGAUUACCCAAAGACCAUCCAAAGACAGCCCGAUUACUCAAGGACCACUCAAAGGUCUCUCGAUUAUCCAAACACCCAAAGACAGUCCGACUACUCAAGGACCACUCAAAGGUCUCUCGAUUAUCCAAACACCCAAAGACAGUCCGACUACUCAAGGACCACUCAAAGAUCUCUCGAUCACCCAAACACCCAAAGACAGUCCGAUUAUUCAAGGACCACUCAAAGGUCUCUCGAUCACCCAAACACCCAAAGACAGUCCGAUUACUCAAGGACCACUCAAAGGUCUCUCGAUCACCCAAACUCCUCCCAAAGACAGCCCGAUUACUCAAGGACCACCCAAAGACAUUCCGAUUACGACAGAGAGGGUCCAGACGAUCGCGUAUCCGACGAUCGAGAUGAAUAUCCACAGGGUCGACAGUGCAGGAACGAUGAGUUUCGUUGCGGAAGUAACGAGUGCCUGCCGCGAAGCGUCAAAUGCGAUAAUAGAAUUGAUUGUCGCGACAGCAGCGAUGAAGAAUUAUGUGUUACGAACAGAAAUCAGGAGGACAGCUGCGUACUGCCUGAACAACAGGAAGGUGGGCACUACGUAUUGAGUGCUUGCGGAGAACGUUGCGAUAGACUCAAUCCUGGUGAUGUGGUUCCCAAAAACAGUAUCCUCAAUUUUACCUGUAAGAGCAAUUACGUAUUGAAGGGAAACAGCAUUUCCGUUUGUGCCGACAACAAGUGGUAUCAGGCGCCUACAUGCCAGAAAGUCUGCCCGCCGUUGAACAGCACCAGCGUAGACAUUUCUUGCCGCUUCCAGGGGGAAGUGGUGUCCUGUAGCGAGCGUAUAAUGCCUGGUACGCGGGCUACACUCGCCUGUAAAUCAUCUUAUAAAUUACCUUUAACGAACGAUCCGGCUUACAGGGAGAUCACGUGUCUCGACGAUGGUUUAUGGGAUCGUCGACUUUUUCGCUGUCUACCAGAAUGCGGGACGUCCGUCGCACGCGGCAACACCUUAAUCGUAAACGGAUUCCAAGCCAAAACGGGGGUAUUUCCAUGGCACGUUGGCAUUUACACCAAGGGGCGUAAGGACGACUAUCGGCAGAUAUGCGGCGGCACUUUAAUUACCAACAAUCUCGUCGUAUCAGCGGCCCACUGUUUCUACGAUGAGACUGAAAACGCACUGUACGGCGCAUCCAAGUACGCCGUGGCCAUCGGCAAACACUAUCGCGAUUGGUACACCAGCGAAGAAUACGCCCAGCAAUCGUUACUGGAGAGCAUUCAGGCGGGCGGCAGGUAUCAGGGAGCGAGGGGUAAUUUCGCCGAUGACAUAGCUUUGCUGAAGUUGAAGACGCCCUUCGAGCUGACUGCCUUAGUGAAGCCGGUCUGCGUAGACUGGGACAACACGUACGAGAGGGAACAGCUGCAAGUGGGACACGCCGGCAAGGUGGUCGGAUGGGGUAGAGACAUCAAAGGCGAAUCCGCCAAGAGCUUACAGGAAAUUGACAUGCCGUUCGUGCCGUACGAUCAGUGUUUGUCCGCGGUUCCUGCAGAUUUUCGAGGAUUCCUCACGUCCGACAAGUUCUGCGCCGGCCACUUGAACGGCUCGAGCGUUUGCGACGGAGACAGCGGCGGCGGCUUGUGCUUCGAGAAGGACGGCAUUUGGUAUCUUCGCGGCAUCGUGAGCGUGAGCCCAGAGAACAAAGGCAGCUGCGAUUACAACUCGUACGUCGGGUUCACCUCCGUCAGUCACUUCCGCGAUUGGAUUCGCGAGGCCUACGUCCAAUCGUAAACGCUGGGAGCUGUGCGGACGCGCGAAAAUAUAUCGCCGGCAUCAUCGAGCCUGUUGCAAUAACGGCCCAGACGGUUCGAUGGGGCGUCCAAACAAGAUAACAGCAACAAAACAUUACGGAUUGACAAUUGUAAAUCUCCUUCACAAUUUUAGCAUCGAGUGGCAAAAAACGGCGAAAAUGGAAGGACAGAGAUUUAAAGGUUUACGCGACAAAACUGAUUUUUAUAUUAAAAACACGAUAUUAUCUCCGAGAGGCGCUAUUCAAGUUUUAAGUGUCUCGCGUACGACACUUUUGUAUCAUAAAUAAAACGCCUUAUCAUACUGCACAGUCGUGACGUAUGUUUAGGAAGAAAUCAA